Messenger RNA from Trypanosoma conorhini, 1995 nucleotides. Its product is annotated as translation initiation factor 2D. The coding region runs from base 1 to 1995 and encodes 664 amino acids. The record is from RefSeq and is a predicted model, not a curated record. Gene Ontology annotation, biological process: translational initiation; formation of translation preinitiation complex. Lineage: Eukaryota; Euglenozoa; Kinetoplastea; Trypanosomatida; Trypanosomatidae. The transcript has a single exon. Gene Ontology annotation, molecular function: translation initiation factor activity.
AUGUUUCACAAAAAGCACUCAAUAAAGGAGCAGGUGGUUGUGGGCAAGAAAGAGUCAAAAAAGCUUAGAGAUGGUUCAGCUGCCUUGUUGGGAAACGAGCAUUUGGACUCCCUGGAAUCCUUCUGGAAGAAGAAUGAUGCUAUUACUCGCAUCACAUGGGAAUUUUCAACUGGGGGCUUAGCUGCCUUUUAUGUGGUAAACCGGAUUCCGUUGCUGUUCUCUGUUACUUCCUUACCCGGUGUUUUGGAUGGAAUGUUUCCAAGAAAAGAGUUGUCGGUGACGCCUACAUUGUUUUUUCUUUUGCUGUUGAGGAACCACUACAAGAAUGAAGAUAUGGAGAUGAUCUCUGUGUUUGGUCCAAAGGUUUGGUGUAGGGGUGCGACAUCGCAGUAUAUUCUUUCUGGAGCACAUCUUAUGAUGCCCGGUAUCGUGGGUAUUGGUGGAGAAAAUAAUAAAAUCUUACAGGUGGGAGAAACAGUUUUCAUCUGUUCUAUAGGAACACCGUGCCCCUAUGCUAUUGGUUUAUCUACAGAAGGACUUGUAAACGGGGCUACGAGUGGAAAAGGAGUAUAUGUACUUCACUGUUAUAAAGACCUUUUAUGGGAUUCUUACUUUGCUGCAUUUAAUGCCUUUUGUGGUUCACUAUAUCCCGUGCUUCCAUCAACAUUUCGAGACAAAGAAGUUGUUGAGGUUGCCAUGGCGGGAAUAAAAACUGUGAAUGAGGCUUUGGAAGCAAAAGAAAAUCAGGAAACAACAGAAAUUGUACUCGAUGAAGCAUUGAAAGAUUCUGAGUCUUCCAAACGAGAUAUUUUAAUCGAAAACACAUUGAAAAUGCUUGAAGCACAGGAUGGUCUUCUUGAUUUUGCGCUUUGCGAAACCGUUCGGGCUCUCUCUCAGUCUAUGCUUCCUAUGCCCCUCACGGAGUUCUCACCCUUACUCACUUCAAAUUACCCAAGAAUCCCUGGUCUCAAAAUGCAAAUUGAUUUUAAACGAACAACGUAUAAAAAGCUUCUCCCGUAUUUAUUGACGAGAACUGACCUGGUUGUUAUUUCUGAGGAAAAAAAGGGAAAUCAUUUUAUAACCCGAAUAAACAAAUCAAAUGAACUACUAAGACAGCAUCGAAGAAAUUAUUCUGAGUUUUUGCAGACUAUUCAUGAGCCUGCAAAAGAGGAAGAAGCUUUGGAAGCUGAACAGCAAGUAUUUCGAGAUGGUGCGAAAGGGGAAUUUAAGCGUCGUAUUCUAUCCAUUGAAACAUUAUAUUCUCCAAAAAAUGGGGGUGCUAUGGAAUUAAUACGUAUGCUAUGUACAGGAUUCUACUCUGCCCAUCUAGAGCAGAAAUCCUUUGGGAAAAGCCAGCCUCAAACUUCUUCUUUGUUGGCAGAUAACGAGGAUAACAACGAUUUUAUUGAUGAAUUAUAUUCUCGAAAACAUUUAUGUGAUAACCUCCGUAAGUACGUUAAGGCAAAAGGUCUUUUGAAAACCGAAGUCGACUCGAAUGGUCCUCCACUUGUUCUGUUAAAAGACAUUCUUUCGCCUAUUACUAGCGAAUCGAAUAAAUGGAUGCGCAUUACUGAGGUUGAAGAACGCGUUUUUGAGAGUAUGUUUGCACCUGUACAUCAAAUUGCGAUGGAAACGAAACAAGUUGUUAAUGGUGUUGCCACGUCUAUAUCAUUUGUCACAAAGUCUACAAAAAGGGGCAAGUUACCAAAAAUUUUAGUUUUUAUAGAAAAGCGACAAGGAAACAAAAUUGUGACAAUUGUGAGAGGGUUAGAUGCUUAUGGGUUUGAUUUGGCAUCUGUGGCAGCUCAAUGGAAACACCAGUUUUCCACCCUCUGCACCAUAUAUGAUCCAUCCAAGGAGAUGACAAAAGUUAAACAAGGAACCAAGAUUCCAUUAGAACUUCAUCUAGGUGGGGAUUGGGUAGCUAAACUUAAGGUUGUCUUGGGAGAUGAAUUUGGUCUCCCACAGUAUACGUUAAUUUUUCCUGCGAAGUAA